Colius striatus (speckled mousebird) is the source of this 1470-nucleotide messenger RNA. Its product is annotated as interleukin-7. NCBI's taxonomy places the organism in Eukaryota, Metazoa, Chordata, Aves, Coliiformes, Coliidae. Gene Ontology annotation, cellular component: extracellular region. Gene Ontology annotation, molecular function: growth factor activity; interleukin-7 receptor binding. Gene Ontology annotation, biological process: immune response. The record is from RefSeq and is a predicted model, not a curated record. The transcript is spliced from 5 exons. Bases 74 to 619 code for a protein of 181 amino acids.
CAUGGGCCGGACCGCGCCGCCACCAUGACCGCCGAGCCGCCGGCGCAGCUCCCUGCCGCCGCCCCCGCGGACCAUGUCCCAUGCCUUUUUUAGAUCUCUCUUUCGGGUUCUGCCACUGCUCCUUGUUCUGUCUCCAGUGAAUUCAUCUGGUUGUGCAAUGGGAAAUAAAACCACUGAAAUCCGUGUGAAGUAUGAGAAUAUACUAAGCCACGACAUCGAUGAGCUGGUAAAUAUGUCUGCAGAGUAUCGUGACAGGUGCUGCAAGAAUAAAAAACAUGAAAAUAACAAAGUGUUUUUCUGCAAUGAUACUCAGGAAAUAGAAUCACUACAGAGUAUGGCAUGCAACAUGCUCAGAUUCUUUCAUAAGCAAAAAAUCAGCAAAGACUUUAGAUGGAAAGCAGCAUUAGUCUCAUGUGGGACGUUACAGGUUCUACAGUGCAAAUGUGAAAGAAAUAAAAAAGAAAAGGUUUGCCCGCAGAUAAAUACACGUAAUAAAGAAGAUACAGAAACAGGUGAUCAGUCCAAAAAGAAAUGCAACCAAGAACUCUGUGAACUGAAAGAAAACAUAUCUAGCCUUCGAUCCUGCUGGAAUAAAUUUGAAAAAAUAAUUUCCAGGUGAUCCUGGGUACAUCCUGCUCUUUUCUUUCAAAGUGGCAUUAUUUGGUAUCUCUGCAUUUUAUAUGCAUUCUUCAACUCUGCUCGCUUAUAUGAACACUUUAUGCCAGACUUCUGAUGGAAAGCUACUGUUCCUGGAGAUGGACUAAACAGAAAUGGCUAAACCAAGGUGCUGAAGUGCAAGAAGCAGAAAUAAAAGAUCAGCAUUUGAAACCUAAAACUCUGCAGGAGGUUGUGUCCUGCCUUCCUGCUCAGGAGACUACUUCAAAUUUUCUGAUCUUUUGAGUAACUUUAUAAUACUGUCAUAUGAAAGCAAUCUGCUUGCGUGUCUACUGCAAUCUAUAAAACCAUCUUAGAAGGUGCAGGUGAAGAAAAGGGUACGGAAAAGUAGCUGGUUUCUUUAUAUAAAACACAUAAAGGACCGAAAGGAUCAAUUUACCAAACAAGCAGCUGAUCUUGGGUCUGUUCUGCUGAUGCAAUAAUGUUUUCAGCGUGGGUAGCUGACGGGUGUGCAAGCUGAGUUAGCUUUGGAAAAACAGGGAAAAGGUUCACUUUUUGAAAGACUUGGGAUUUUUAAGCAACGUGUAGCACACUUUUACUGUCUGAAGUAGAGGCCAGACAGCAAGAUCUAUGGAAGGCAAAAAAAAAAAAAAGGAGAUUCCUGAAUGUAAGUUUGUUCAGCUGACUGGAAACAGCACUAGCCUUAUGUAUUUGGUUAUCCUUGAGUCAGCUGCAGGAGGUAGAAUGUGUUACCUUCAGAUUGUGAUUUCUUAUAUGCAAUUAUUUUAUACAAUGUGUUUAACAUGUUAGGCAAACAUGACUUAAGAUAUGUGAAUAUUUUCAGAGAAUAAUAUA